This is a messenger RNA of Hyaloscypha bicolor E, 1211 nucleotides long. RefSeq lists its product as uncharacterized. The transcript has a single exon. The record is from RefSeq and is a predicted model, not a curated record. Bases 149 to 991 code for a protein of 280 amino acids. NCBI's taxonomy places the organism in Eukaryota, Fungi, Ascomycota, Leotiomycetes, Helotiales, Hyaloscyphaceae.
UCAACGGACAAUCUUGGCACUUGCCAGCUGCCAACCCGGGACAGACCAUGCAAGUUCUCUUGUGCGUGUUUGCAAGCUGGCCGUGGCCGAUACCUUUUCCCCUACCAAGAUCCACCCCACUACCCUCAUUCAACGAGAAGAACUUCGUAUGUCUGUGCUUGAUGAUCGCGAGUUUUUCCGCCUUGCAGCCCUCGCAGAUUCGAGCUUUCUUGAUAUCGAUUUGGCGCCAUGGGCAUCCGCGGCAGAAAAGCAACUGUUGAACUUGCGUGAUAUUCCGGCUGUCCGAUUGAGAGGCGCUUCUCUGGACACCUGGACGUGGUGGUGGGCCCAUGUUGCGGGAGUUGGGAAGGGGGCUGGUGUGUGCACGGUGCAGUGCUUGUGGGCGUGGAUGCGAGUGGAACUGGGAUUGGGCAUCAGGCAUGAUGGGGCUCGAACCAGCAUUCGAAAUCGUGGAGGCGGAUUGGGGGGAAGGACCCGUGACAGGACUCGGAGAUGUGAAGUACGAAGAAGGUUUGGAAGGAGGAACGAGAGGACUCGAGGCAAUAUUCGGAGUCAAAGUGUUGGACAGGGUGUCAGGAGGAGACAUGCCUGGAAAGAUUCCGGAAGGGCUCGAGGGCCUUCGCGCAUUGGGUUGUGGUGGCAGCUUGUGGGCGCCAUUGGUCAGCGCAGUGACAAAAUUCGGGCUUGGAAGAUUCGCAUUGCCUCCUCCCGCGAUCUGCUGACCGGUGAAAAUCCCGAGCCCAUGGAUAGGAGCACUAGCAGGAUUUGGAGGACUACUGCCGCGCGGAUGAGGUCUGGUAUUGGUGUUAUUCGACGCAGUUGCUUUGUUCCGCAAUGGAGAACUUGUAGAAGGACCAGUAAGACUCCCAAUUUGUUGCUGGCCAUUCGAGUUUCGGCGCUGCGCGGUUGCCAAGUUUGCUGGAGUUGGAGAACUGUUGCCAUUUGGUCGAGGUUUUGCGUUGGAAUUAUUCGAAGUGGCUGUGCUCUUUGAUAUGGUUGUGGGUCCGAUGAUUCCUCCUGAUUUUGUCAGAGUGAUUACUUAAACCAAUGGUUUAUUGGCAGGAGUCUGAGGGGGCAACGGACGAUUACCACUGUUUGAGAGACGUCUCUGAUUGGAGGCGUUAGCCACGGUCCCUUCCGGCAAGCUAUCGGUUUCGUUCAGCAUAUUUGGAGGUCGUGCAUUCGGACCACUACUGGGACGUCCCUGAGUG